This is a messenger RNA of Penaeus vannamei (Pacific white shrimp), 1232 nucleotides long. RefSeq lists its product as uncharacterized. The record is from RefSeq and is a predicted model, not a curated record. Lineage: Eukaryota; Metazoa; Arthropoda; Malacostraca; Decapoda; Penaeidae.
AUGGCCCGGAAACGAAGCCGAAGACUUUCUAGACGCUUGCAUCAUCUUCAGCUCUUGUACAAGACAAAUCCCUUACUUGUACGCCGAUGCUCUCCGCGCAGACUAGGACAUAUCAGUAAGUUCUAUGCGCUUGUGCGUAUGCGUUCUCUCUGGAGGCUGUGCGAACGUCGCUUCCUCUUAGACACAAUGCGUUAUCUCUUAUCGGCGUGCGUGGCGUGGUGUCUCCUGAGCCUUUCCGCCGGAGGUCUUGUGUUCCCGUUCAACUGGCUCGUCCACUCGACCGCCCCUCUCUUCAAUCCUCCUGCUCCUCUCCCUGCCUUACUGGGCGUCGUCCCUCUCACCGGAGGCCAAAUCUUGCCUUCGAUCAUCGUUAGUCUGUUGGCUAUGAAGGGCGCUUUCAUCAUCGGCUACUUGAUCUACGAAGCUGCGGACUACAAGGACGUCAAGGAGUUCCGAUUCCCCCGCUCCGUCAGCGACCACGAGACGCUCCUGAUGUCCACCGUCAGCCAGUUGGACCAAAACAACUGCAUCCUCAAACUCCUCUGUCAGCUCCAGACAAAGACGGCAGAAACGCGGACGCCACAGGAAAAUGUCAUUGUAGAUCUCUUCUCUUACCACUUAGAUGCCUUCGCUCACGUGGCCAAUGCGUCCGUUUUCUCUCCCGUUCAUGAGGUCGAGAGCAACGCCCUUGAUGUAGGGAUGUGUGAUUCCUACUUCAGUAAGUGUCCUUUCGCGGAAGAGCAUCUGAGAGCUCUCCUGCAGUACGUAUGGAGCUGCGGACCCCCCACACUAUAGGGAGAAAAGACAAUUCGUUUUACUGUUUGUCUAGUCAGAUUUCUCGCUUUUUGGCCAGUAUAUAGUCUUGUCACCUUUUUGUUUCGUAUGUCAAGGUCUCUCCUAUUUAUUUGUUCCCGUUGAGUUUGCACUCAUGGGUAUUCUGUUCAUGAAGAUACCAGCAGUGUUUGGUUCAACAGAUACAAGAACAGAAUCUUGUCCUACGCAAGGGCAAUUUAUCAACAGAGUAAUUCAACAACGACUGCAACAUUUCUCAGGUUUCAUCCGAAUCCAACGCCAUCUUCUUCUUUUUAGAGGAGGAUUUUGCAGGCGUUACUUUCCUUCUUUAUUUGAAUGUAUUAUUUGCUGUGAAGAACAUUUUCCCACCAGAUUCAUAAUCUAUUUAUUUAUUUAUACACAUACGUCACCAGUUACUUCAGCAUUCACCUUUAUAAAUA